GCGUCUGUGGAUGAUGAGUAGGGGCAAGGAGGAGACUCACGACAAGAUGUAGGGGCGAAUGCCCAGCCAGACACAGCGAAAAGGGGGUGUGGUGUGGAUUUCCGCGAUUCCAUCAACGACAAGGGACGACACAUCAGCAUGGGAACAGAAGGGUCAAAAAGCUCUCCAGCGCCAGAUUGGAGGACGCCGAUCAUCGUCACUCCCAUUGCUGUUGUCGUUGUGCUCAUGUUGAUACUGGGCCUUCUGCUAUGGAUAAAACCAGCUUUCUUCAACAAGAUGUUGCAAAAAUGUCAGACAGCUGGUGGGAUGAUCCCUUCACGCCAUUUGCGCAAUUUCACGUUGGAUGAAUUGAGUCGGGCAACGAAUAACUUCACCACGAAGCUUGGGGAAGGAGGAACUGCAACUGUGUAUAAGGCGACGCUGCCACAUGGGGAGAUCGUCUCCGUAAAAGCUCUAAAGGUAGGGUAUUGGACCAAUGAGCAAGUUUUCUUGCACGAGAUAAACCUUCUAGGGAGAGUAAGCCACCCCUACUUGGUGCAGCUUUUGGGAUUCUGCAAUGAGGGAAAUCAAUACUUCCUAGUCUAUGAGUACAUGCCCAAGGGUGCCUUAAAGGACCAUAUUCUCAUCAGUGAAGUCACAGAUGCGGAUCCCAGAGUUCGAUCCCCAGACCUUACCUUACCUGUGCACAAGUAUCAAAUCUUCGACACCGUCAAGGACGAGAACUCAGCUCUAGAUGUGGUUGACCCUGUGCUGCGGGGGGAUUUCAUUCCGCGACAGCUUUAUCUAUUGCUGAACAUUGCAGAGCAAUGCAUCCAAUUCAUGCCUGAGAAGAGACCAACCAUGAGACGUGUGGUACAUGCCCUGGAAAAGAUUCAGCGUCGAGUAGCGGACGUAGGUGCAGACGCGUCCAAGUCAAAAACUGGGAGGUGGAGGUGAUCACCACACUUGCCUGCCAAAUUAUUAUAUCCUAUGUUCCUAACAUUGGACUCACAUUUUUUGCUAGUUCAUUGGCUGAGCUACUCCACCGGGGAGCGAGGAAGAGGUACGGCACUAUUUAUGGGACCUGUUUAUGGACUGGCAUCUGCCGACUUGUCCACUUCGAAAGCAGUGGAACGCGAGGGAGGACUGGAUUUCCCACUGCUUUCAAAAAAACGAACCGCGUUCCAACGGCCAGAGUUGGAUUUUGUGAAUCACAACAAAAAUGAUUAAGUUUUGUCACUUUCAAACAUUAUCAUGACAAUGGUAUCCGUCUAGGAAUAACAAAAUUUAAUUUAAUUUAAUGAUCAUUGAUCUCCAACUCUUGUUGGUUUGAAACUUAGUUCAUUAAAUUUGACGGUUUCAAAAAAACUCAGACAUGAUUUCAAGUGCGAGAUUGUCUGAGGAAAUCCCACUUGCGACAAUCUCACAGAGAUCAUGCUGACGUCAGAGUUUGGCAGGCUCCUGCAAGCCCGGUGAGGGCUCAGGAAACUGAUCUGUUGUCCCCUUUGAAGCUAUCUAUGGAGGGAGCAAGCCGUGCUUAGUAUAGUACUGCUUGCUGCAGGCGAACUGGUUGAUGGUCAGUCAAGGGCAGAGCGAAUAUCCAUGCAUCUUGCACAUCCAAGGGGUGUUUCUCGCCAACGAUAAACAAUCAAGGAACGGCCAUUCAAUGCGGAGAGAGAAUGGCCGAAAGGUAGGUGGUCGGACAACCACAACGAUAAACAAUCAACGAACGACUGACUAUUCAAUGUGGAGAGGAAAUGACCGAAAGGUAGGUGGUCGGACAACCACAGCUACUUCAUCGCAGGCUAAAUUACAACUCUAGAUGGCUCAUCGCAUGAAUGUGCAAAUGGCGUAGCCAGGCGGAAGUUGGUGGUCACCAAAACUGUACAGGCAUUUGCGCAUGAAACUUCUUCUGAAUGAACAUUCGCUUCGUCAUGAAGACCCAAAGACGGCGCCCUGCUAUCUUUGUCAUCACGAUGAUGGAUGAUAGAAGAAGAACUUAUAAGGCAAGUCGGACUAUCCGAGCCAAUGACUCUGGCAACAUAUUUGCUGAGAUCCUUGGUCUCAGGACGAGGAAAAAAGGUACUAAUAUGAUCAACAUACGUACGCACGGUACCCUUUUAUUCGUACCCCUGUAUUCACAAUAUACCAUCCGUAGCUUACCAAAGCCAUGGUAGGUGUUCAGAUGGCAUCACACCAACAGAGUAGACAACUUGAAGGUCAUUCUCUCAUAAGAUCCCUCUUGUCGGGCUCCUUAUACUGUGUGUUACCUACUCUCGCUCUCAGGCUGCGCAGUGCUAGCGCAUGCAUUGAUUCCUCUUGAGCUGCUGUUGGGAAAGACUGACAGUUCAGUCAUCACACCGACAACGUCUACAACAUUCUCAUAAGAUCCCUCUUGUUGGGCUCCUUCUACUAAGUGUUCCCUUCUCUCGACUCGUGCUGCGGAGUGCUCGCACAUGCAUUGAUUCAUCUUGAGCUUUUGACACAGAAUGGCAGUACAGUCAUCACACCGAGAAAGUCAUCACACCGAGAAUGGCAGUGCUCUCAUGCGACGGAGUGCUCGCACAUGCAUACGAUCCCUCUUGUCGGGCUCCUUCUACCAUGUGUUUCCUACUCUCGCCCUCACGCUGCGGAGUGAUAGCACACACAUUGAUUGAAUUUGAUUCCUCUUGAGACUGACAGUUCAGUCGGACUGAGACUGAAAUUAUUGAAUUUGCCGAUGCCUGAUGGAGGCAGGCACAUUGGUUGGUAUCUGAAUAAUGUAUUCAUUGCCGUCAUCCCACCUCCAACAGCUUGGGCUUCGGGGCUAUUGAUAACUGGUCUUCUGAGUGAAAAGAUUGUCCAUGUGUGUGGUCUGGGAAACAUCCUUCAUGUUGACCUGGGAUAUCGAGAUCGUCUCUUCUAAGAUGUGAACAGGCUGGUUCUGAAGUUCACAGGCUCUAAACGCUUUUCGUCUC
Chara braunii is the source of this 2936-nucleotide messenger RNA. The record is from the annotation of a GenBank genome assembly. Lineage: Eukaryota; Viridiplantae; Streptophyta; Charophyceae; Charales; Characeae.